Molecule: messenger RNA, 1065 nt
Organism: Branchiostoma belcheri (Belcher's lancelet)
Lineage: Eukaryota; Metazoa; Chordata; Leptocardii; Amphioxiformes; Branchiostomatidae
Product: ras-specific guanine nucleotide-releasing factor 1-like
Exons: 10
Coding region: 1-1065 (354 amino acids)
Source: RefSeq, a predicted model, not a curated record
AUGGGAACCCUGGUGCAGCUGUCUGUUGACCGGGGCCGGUCCUCCUCCCGGGUCCGCCUGAGUAACAAGGAGAAGGAGUCCGCCCGGCAGUGUUUCCUCUUCUCCCAACACCUCAUCAUCACAACCAGAGGGUCGGGAGGCAAGCUGUACCUCAGCAAAGUGCGCAAGGGCGGGGCGAGGAUCUCUCUCAUGGACGCCGCUCUCACGGAGGACAUCACCGAGGCUUCGGAUGAAGAAAGCACAGACUCCACCAUCACGACCAGCGAGAAUGAGUCCCUGGCCUUCAAACUGACGGUGGAGAGUAAGCAGGGUCCUCCGGCCGUGUACGUACUGAUGGCAGCAACCACACAGGAGAAGGCAGCCUGGUGCAGCGAUAUCAGCCAGUGCAUCGACAACAUCCACUACCACGGUCUGUUGAACAGCGCUACAGAAGACGUGUCGUCAGUCCUCAUGCCGCAAAACAUCAGAACCGACGCCCGCCUGUUUAAUGAUGACGUGGACAUCCGCUUCAGUAGAACGCUCAACUCCUGUAAGGUGCCCCAGAUAAGAUACGCCACGGUGGAGAGGCUUCUGGAGCGACUGACCGAUCUGCGCUUCCUCAGCAUAGACUUCCUCAACACCUUCCUGUACACGUACCGGGUCUUCACGUCUGGCAGCGUGGUGCUGGAGGCUCUCAUACGGGUCUACCGAGCGCCGGAGACAUGUCUCUGUCAGCACAACAGUACCCUGGAGCAGUCCGGAGGCCAUCUGCAGGCCGACAUGGGCUCCCCUCCCAUCCCUGAGGUCCACACGGCCACCAAGAGAGUUCGCUCCCACUCCACCACCACUCUGCCCACCAUCCUGUCGGAGGACAGGGGAGACAACGGCCGCUCCUUCGAGUCAAACGAGCACAUCAGACGGCAUCCGCUCAGAAGAAGCUUCAGAAGAAAUAAAUGCGAAGGAGACCAGCAGAUUACAGAAGACAACAGGAAAGAAGAGUCUACCCAGGAGCGACUUGGGACGCCGAUCCACCACCGGCCCUCCUCCCCGGCCCUGCCCGUUCCCUGCCGCCGCCGAUCAGCAUAA